UGCUAAUUCCUCCCCACAUUAUAAUAAUGGCAUGUUGGUCUGUCACAGCUAUCACGUUAUUGUCACCAGAUGAAGAUCACUUCUGACUACUUGUGAUAGUUGCAUUACGACACGUCAGAGCGUAAACAAUGUGCCAGAGGAGUCUUCAAAUGUUCAGCUGUUGUCUUCAGAGAGAAGUUGACGCGGUGAGAUGAAAUCUGAUUGGAAUGAAAACAUUUGCCACUUUUUAUGUGUAACUGUUGUUUCUUUGCUUUUAGCGCUGCAGAAGAUAAACCAGGAUGGUAACACACGGUUGGUAACCAGCUUCAGUUCAACAACGGCCGCCAUCGCUCCACGCUCUUCUCCUGAACAUUGACGACCAGUCCUCAGCCAUGUCUAACCUAAACAGUGCGCUUUGCAUUGAGAACAUCCAGAACGCAGAAGUGGCUCUCUUACAUAAGGAUAAUCUGUCCGAUGGUGGAUUAAGCCAACUUUUGGAAUAUAACGCAGAAAUGGAAAGGUACCGGUCUUUUGCAAACUUUUAUAAAGCCAACGGGGCAUUUCCACAGACUGCCAAGAUUGCCCGCAUCACAACGCCCAUUUUUCCCAGUGCUAGAAUUGGCAUGUCCCCUUGGAACUGCGAUAACGCCAUGCUCUGGGGAAGGAAAUCAGCAGCAAUAAACCCUAAUAGGACCAGCAUGCAUAGAAAUGACUCCCAGAGGCAUGGGAAGCCUGGCGUGCUGCCAGAGACGCUGCAAAUGGCAAAUAAUAAUUUCCUCUCUACCUUAUCCCCCGAACACUGCAGACCUUUAGCAGGAGAAUGCAUGAACAAGCUGAAAUGCGGCGCUGCUGAAGCAGAGAUAAUGAAUCUCCAAGAACGCGUUGGAACUUUUUCCGCUAUUCCGGCUUUAGGGGGCAUCUCAUUACCUCCCGGGGUCAUCGUCAUGACAGCCCUUCACUCCCCCGCAGCCUCAGCAGCCGUUACAGACAGUGCGUUUCAAAUUGCCAAUCUGGCAGACUGCCCACAGAAUAAUUCCUCGGCAUCCAGUGGAAACCCAGCGAAGAAGAAAAGGAAAAGGUGUGGGGUCUGUGCGCCCUGCAGGCGUCUAAUCAACUGUGGUGUCUGCAGCAGUUGUCGGAACCGCAAAACGGGCCACCAGAUCUGCAAGUUCAGGAAAUGCGACGAGCUGAAAAAGAAGCCGGGCUCAUCGCUGGAGACUGACCCCAGCCUCCUGCCCAAUGUCAGCUGUGACCACCAUGACCCUUAA
Molecule: messenger RNA, 1247 nt
Organism: Pleuronectes platessa (European plaice)
Lineage: Eukaryota; Metazoa; Chordata; Actinopteri; Pleuronectiformes; Pleuronectidae
Gene: cxxc4
Product: CXXC finger 4
Exons: 2
Coding region: 372-1247 (291 amino acids)
Cellular component (GO): nucleus
Molecular function (GO): methyl-CpG binding; zinc ion binding
Source: RefSeq, a predicted model, not a curated record